Saccostrea echinata is the source of this 800-nucleotide messenger RNA. RefSeq names its product protein SREK1IP1-like. The record is from RefSeq and is a predicted model, not a curated record. Gene Ontology annotation, molecular function: nucleic acid binding; zinc ion binding. The transcript is spliced from 4 exons. The coding region runs from base 21 to 662 and encodes 213 amino acids. NCBI's taxonomy places the organism in Eukaryota, Metazoa, Mollusca, Bivalvia, Ostreida, Ostreidae.
UGUGUUUAUAGGAUAUUUGGAUGGCAUCUUUUGCACCAAAGGUUAACGAGGGAUUAAGAGCAGCAUGCAAAAAAUGUGGCUAUGCUGGUCACCUGACAUUCCAGUGUCGUAACUUUGUUCAGGCUGACCCAAACAAGGAGGUUUUAUUGGAUGUCAGUAGCACCAGCUCAGACUCCAGUGACGAGGAUUUUGUGUCCCCUCUUACACAGCUCAAAAAAGAAAAAUAUGAGAAAGAUAUAAAGAAAUCUUCAAAGAAAAAGAAAACAGACAGGACAAGGUCACGGUCACCAGUAAGAAAGAAAAAGUCCAAGAAACACAAAAAACACAAGUCCGAUACAGACAGUGAUUCGGACAGUGAUUCACGUGAUUCAACACACAGAACAAAGUCACACAAGUCCAAGAAAAAGUAUCGACAUAGAGUUAGCGAUUCUAGUGACAGGGAAUUGAUAAGUGAUAGCAAAUCAAAAAAACACAGGGAUCGGGAUAGUGACUCUAGUGAUAGGGAAGUAAAACGUGAUCACAAAUCUAAAAAGAAACACAAGAGAACAUCAAAAAAGCACAGGCGAAAAGAUUCAAGUGAGAGCGACUCUGAUUCUCAGCAGAGGCAGCACAAGAGAUAUGAAGAAUCCAAGUAUUUUGUCUCUUACAAAGAGAUGAUGUAAAAUUGAUUUCAGCAAAAUCAAUGCAUAUGUAUUUCAAAAUGUAAAGAUUAUUCAGGUAAAAAAUUUAGUAAAAAACACUUGUCUUUUAUUUAUUUGUUAUUCCAAUCCAUUUGCAAUGUCAGGUUCCAAACAAUGAAA